This is a messenger RNA of Symbiodinium natans, 2022 nucleotides long. Lineage: Eukaryota; Dinophyceae; Suessiales; Symbiodiniaceae. The record is from the annotation of a GenBank genome assembly.
AUGCUGCGCAAGCUCCGGUGCUGCGCAGCAACCCGAGCAGUGUUCCAGAGGCUGGGCCUCUGCGAUCUUGGUGCACGCAGUGCACGCAGCUUCUCAUUUAAGGUCAAGGGCAAAAAGUCUGUGCAGAGCAUCUAUGACAGACAGAAUAAGCAGCGGGCGCACCGCGAGGCCUUCGAGACCGCGGCUCAACCGAUUAUCGAGUCUGAGAUGUACACACCGGAGAUUCUCAAGACAGACAACCUGACGCGAUACUGCAUCCGCUUGGUUGCGUAUGGUCUGCACAUGCCGGAGUUGUUAGAUAGAUAUGCAGAGAGGGCCGAGGAGCUCGCUGCGCAGCUGCAGCCAAGCCAGUUCGGUCUCAUUUUGAGUUCUUUCGCUCGAGCAUCCCACCGACAUGACAAGAUGCUGAAAGUCUUCAGCAAGCGAAUGAUGCCUCGCUUGCCACAGUUUGUGCCCGCUGACAUCAGCCGGACAUGCAGCGCCUAUGCAAAGCUGCAGGAGCGUGACGAGGCGCUGUUCCGACGAAUGGCCACGGAGAUGCCGCACAAGCUUCCUCUUUUCGAAGGAUAUCAGCUGGGUGCAGUUGCAAACGCUUAUGCGCGGAUGGACAUCCGGGAUGACCUUCUCUUUGAUGACAUCGCUGACGAGGUUCUUCGCCGACCGCAUGAAUUGAACCACGUGACCUUGCUACUUGUGGCAAAUGCAUUUGCCCGCUUCAAGAUGGGGCACCGCCGCUUGUGGCCAGUUCUGGCAGAAUGGCUGCUACAAGCACAUCUGGACUUCCAGGCCCAGGAUGUUGGCACCGUGCUGAAUGCCCUGAGCGCGGUCGACUUCCAGCACGAGGCGCUCGUUCGAACUCUUCUUCUGGUCCUGUCGGAGGAGCCACUCCUCUCAGAAGCCAGUGCAGCAACACUCUGCCUUGUCUUCAAUGCAUUGGGCCGUCUCCGGCGGCCACAGUCCGCUGAUGACGAGGCAGUGCAGGCUGUUGCCGUGCUGUCUAAGCAAGCUUCAGCUGGGCUGGACAGCCUGGGACCACCCGGUUUGAUGCAGCUUCUCCACGCCUGCGCCAGGUGGAAGCCCCUGCAGUCAGCAGAUCUGACAGAGGGCAUCCUGCGCAAAGUCCGCCAAAGGCUUUCAGAGUUCCAGGCGCAUUCACUAUGUCUCCUGGUGCACUCCAGCGCACGGCUCCAGCAACGGGAUGUGGCGCUCUUCACGCAGGUUGCAAAAGCAAUUGUGCCGCAGCUGCCGCAGUUCACUCCGCAGGCUUUGGCACUGACAGCUCAUGGAUAUGCAAAGAUUGAGGUGCGAUCCGAGAUCUUGUUUUAUCUCAUGGCGGAGGAGAUUGUGCAGAAAAUGCCUCUUUUCUCUGGUCAGGGCGUGGGCAUGACCUUGCAGUCCUUUGCAACGUUGCAGAUCAACAACCAGAAGCUGGUUCGAGCAUGCAUCAAGCAUGUGCGAGCACUCUCAGAGGAGCUCACUCUUCAUGAGGUUGAUGCCAUAGAGAAAAGCCUGCGGCAACUCGAAGCGCUGGAUGGUUCAACGGAUGCACUUCUGCGCAGCUUGCGACGAAAGCUCAUGAUGCAGGCGGCCUAUUCUCCAGAGGAUGACCCCUGGGAAGCAUCUGCCGAAAGUUUGCUACAGAGGCUGUCAGAGGCUGGCCAGGCUGGGCCGAUGCAAGCUGUGUCCACUGAGUCUGGUGACUACAGUGGUACAUCCAGCAAGCACGAGCAGCCCAAAGAGCAAGCAGAGCCGGCCGAGUCUCUCGAGUCUGCGCGUGAGUCACCAGCAGACCUCUGGACCAUGUGGUUGCGGUCGCACGAGCCAUCUGACACGGCAGAAGGAGACAGUCUGACCUCGGGCGAGUCUGAGACGUCCACAGGUGCGACACCUCGUUCUCGUCUGCGGGAGUACCUGUCCAGGCCAGAGCGGAUCGGCCGCAAAACCAUUGUGGUCGGAGGGGAGCAACGUGCAGACCGUGCAGGUGGACGGAAACACGGACGCAGACACGAGAAGGUCAGCUAG